Melanotaenia boesemani (Boeseman's rainbowfish) is the source of this 3437-nucleotide messenger RNA. It is a transcript of the gene gnb2, whose product is annotated as guanine nucleotide binding protein (G protein), beta polypeptide 2. Gene Ontology annotation, cellular component: heterotrimeric G-protein complex; cytoplasm. Gene Ontology annotation, biological process: G protein-coupled receptor signaling pathway. The transcript is spliced from 10 exons. Bases 574 to 1596 code for a protein of 340 amino acids. Gene Ontology annotation, molecular function: protein binding; signaling receptor complex adaptor activity. The record is from RefSeq and is a predicted model, not a curated record. NCBI's taxonomy places the organism in Eukaryota, Metazoa, Chordata, Actinopteri, Atheriniformes, Melanotaeniidae.
CAGAUUUCUUUUAAGGAUUUGAGCCAAAGGCGUCCGAUGUCCUGAUGAAGUGUCGGCAGAGAGAGGGAGGAGGCAAGCAGAGAGGAAGGAAGCGAGAAUAACGUCACGAAGACUCGGAGUAAAACGGAUUGAACGGCGUUUAAUGGACGAUCCUUGAUGCAGGCCAGGGGAAUGACUGGGUCCAACUGUGUUUGUUCACGCCGAUUCAGACAAAAAUGUUUUUGUUAACUUAGCGGCCGUGAAAAGGGGCAAAGCGUGUCGGAGACGGAAACGUCAACACAUCUGCAGAUCUGAUCUUUUUUUUUUUCUUUUUUUUCCCCUGGAGCUCCUCUGAAGCAGAGAAAUGGAAAUGUGUGUAGCCCUCCUUCGUUUGGCUGUUUACUGAAGAGGUUGGAAACAGCCUUGUCGUGACACACGGAACUUUUUUAGUGGAUUUUUCCAGAACUUCAUCUUUAAUGUGUGAAAAAGACACAUAUUUCAUUCCUCCGCGGCAUUUUAUGGACGUUGCUCUCAGUGUUUUAUAAAAAAAACCACCGGGAGAAUUAACAGGUGACUGCUUGAACAAAUUCAAAAAUGAGUGAGCUGGAGCAGCUUCGUCAAGAGGCUGAGCAGCUUAGGAACCAGAUAAGAGAUGCCAGGAAAGCAUGUGGAGAUUCAACACUGACACAGAUGGCUGCCGGUCUGGAUCCUGUGGGACGGAUUCAGAUGCGGACAAGGCGCACCCUCCGUGGCCACCUCGCCAAGAUCUAUGCCAUGCACUGGGGUUCAGAUUCUAGGCUUCUGGUUAGCGCCUCUCAAGAUGGUAAACUGAUCAUCUGGGACAGUCACACCACUAACAAGAUACACGCCAUUCCCUUGCGCUCUUCCUGGGUAAUGACCUGUGCAUAUGCCCCCUCUGGGAACUAUGUGGCCUGCGGAGGCUUGGACAACAUCUGCUCCAUCUACUGCUUAAAGACACGAGAAGGAAACGUGAGGGUCAGCAGGGAGCUACCUGGCCAUACAGGUUACCUGUCAUGUUGCCGUUUCAUUGAUGACAAUCAAAUCAUCACAAGUUCAGGAGACACCACAUGUGCAAUGUGGGACAUUGAGACGAGUCAGCAGACCACAGUUUUCUCUGGUCACACUGGUGACGUCAUGAGCCUGUCCUUAUCGCCUGACCUGCGCACCUUUGUGUCAGGAGCCUGUGACGCAUCAGUCAAACUGUGGGACAUCAGAGACAGCAUGUGCCGACAGACGUUCAUAGGCCAUGAAUCGGACAUCAAUGCCACCUGUUUCUUUCCCAAUGGCAGCGCCUUUGCCACAGGCUCAGACGACGCCACCUGCAGGCUGUUUGAUCUGCGAGCCGACCAGGAGCUGAGUGUUUACUGCCACGACAACAUCAUCUGUGGCAUCACCUCUGUUGCUUUCUCACGCUCUGGCCGUCUGCUGCUGGCCGGUUACGAUGAUUUUAACUGUAACAUCUGGGACGCCAUGAAGGGAGACAGAGCAGGAGUCCUGGCUGGCCAUGACAAUCGUGUGAGCUGUCUGGGGGUGACUGAUGACGGCAUGGCGGCAUGUACCGGGUCCUGGGACAGCUUCCUUAAGAUCUGGAACUGAGCCUUGCACAUUAACAACAAACACACACGUCCAGCAGCAACAGACUGCUCCCCUCCUGGGACACAGUUUGCACCUGUAUUCACACUGUAUGUAAGAUUCCACAGACAAGCUCCAACAUUGUACUGUACAUAAUAUAUUAAACUUGCAUAUGACUUUACACACACACACACACACACACACACACACACUGCUUGGAAGAUGAGAUGACACAAAACCUGAACACUUCCCACUGCUGUUUGAAGUACACUGCGACACACACACACACACACAUACACGCAUACAUGUAAUCUGUAAAAUAUCAGUUGUGACCAAAUACAGCUGAAUCUUCAGCUGCUUCAAUAAAAACAAAACCCAUUGUUACCUGAAGCCUUUUAAGACAUCUGACUCACUCUUUCACACAUAUUUUCCUGAGAAACACUUCUACUCCAGUUAAGCAGGAGAGAAGACAUUUUUGGACAAUUAUGUCUUUGUUUACAAUGAAGUUCAAAUGCACUUCAGAUUUUUCUCUACCGCUUUUGUCUCAGUUACAUAGUAUCUCAGCAACACUAAUGUGAAGGAGGAAUUACGCAAGUCCAUUAACACUGACAACAAAAUAAAUAAAUAAAUAUUUACUGACAUGGUUAACAUCAUGUAAUUACUGUUUUUAUUGGUAUUUUUCUAAACCUUAUAGUCGGUACAUCUAGGGCCUGAAGUAUGAAACAAGAGAUAUAUAGUACAUACAUAUUUGUACUGAACUAUAAAUUAAUGACCAUGCUUGCUGUUUUCCUCAAACUGAGUAUGCAGCAUAUAAAAAUUGCCAUAUUUCAAAUAUCUGUAUUUUCAUGGUCAUAAUGUUUGAAAAAUAUCCAGUUGAAAUCACUGGAUAUCAUUUUAGUGUGGAUUACAAAAUAUGAACUUAGAAAUUUGCGGUAAUCCCACUGACUGCUUUUAAUGGCAUAUUUGUUUUUAAUUAUGUAAUGCAAACAGCUGCUACAUUAGCCAGUGUUGCAUCUGACAGAUUAAGAAACUUUCUUACAUGCUUCAACAAAAUACUUGCAGCCCAUGCAUUCAAGAAAAUAAAUAAACAAGAUUUCGAUCAGUGCUUUAAUGAUGUGGCAGCGAUACUUAUAGAACAAAUUUAUGCAUUCACCAUCAGCAUUAUUCUUCUUUGUCGCCUUUCCUUCUUGCUUUGGCUGAAGCAGCUGUGUUGCUUCUAGAAAUAUACAAUUGUGAUUGAUCAUCUGAUGGUAGCUUCACCUGUUGUAUAUGAAGGUCGUGCACAUACACCAAGAGUUGGAAAACCUGGGUUCCCUUACCAAGCUGAUAACCAGUGUUGAAAUCUCCAUUGUUAGGUUUAGUUAAACCAGAUAACUUAAGAUACUCUGGUUAUAUUGACCCUGCUUCAUAAUACAGGCCCCUGCUCUAAGGUUUGCAUUUAUUUUGCUUAUGUCAUUUUAUACACUUGUUUUAUUCAUGUUUUCCCUGUGUGCCUCAGAUACACUGAUAAAUAAACCAUUAUACAGUAAAAUUAGCUCAAAAUGAUCUCGGAUGAAAACAGUGAAAUUACAGUAUAAGACACAUCUAAACAGGCAGAAGCCAGUAUUCAUACUUUGACUUUGUCACUGUAUUAUCUGGAAAUUACCAUGACAUAAUUGUACAUAACCUUAAUAAAUAACAGCUUCUCCUGACAGCUAUUGUGGUUUCUUUGUUAAAGCAAUGUUUCUAAGAUAGUGGAAGAUUUUAUUCAUAUUUGUGGAUAAAAUCAGUGGAAAACAAAUGUGCAUUGUCUGGUAUUUUGUAUACUUCAUCAGUAACCUAACCAAACAUUAAAAAAUGUAAUAAAAAUACAUCCUUAACAACCA